ACCUCAGAAAACAUUCUUUGUCUCUCUUUCCCUUCUCCCGCCUCUCUUUACCCUGCAACUGAAUUUCAUUUCCCUCUCCGUCGCCACCGCCACCGCCACCGCCACUUCCACCUCCACCGCUACCUCCGGUGAAGAUGGCGAUAGAGCCACUAGGACACAGAGUAAGCGACCUCAUAAAGGAAGUAAACUUGGAGCUCUCACCUUCACUUACUAAGCUCGUUGAUAAAACUAUUUCUUCCAUUAAGAAUGUCAUCGCCAAUAUUCCUGAAGAUUUCCAGGUUACUGCGGACGAGGCUCCAGGGUUCGUGAGAGACGUUGGUGCUGAUAAAGUUGAUUUUAAAUUCAAGAAGCCCCAAUUCGUUGAAAUUGGGGGAAGUUAUUCAAUUGGCUGCAUUGUGAAGCCAGAUGUUAAUAUUGAUCUUCUAAUGCGUUUGCCUAAGGAUUGUUUUCAUGAGAAAGAUUACUUAAAUCACAGGUAUCAUGCCAAAAGGUUCCUUUACCUUUCUGUUAUCAAGAGGUACCUGGAGUCUUCUGAAAUAGUAUGCAAGAUUGAAUGGUCCUGUCUCCAAAAUGAGGCGUGCAAACCUAUAAUGAUCAUAUAUCCAGAAGGUGCCAACCUUCCCGGGUUUUCUGUUAGAAUAAUACCUACCGCCUCAUCCUUAUUCAACAUCACCAAGCUGAAUGCAACCCGAAAUAAUGUGCGGGCACUGAACCAAGAUGGAGUUUCGUUACCUACACCGAAGUAUAACAGCAGCAUUUUGGAAGAUAUGUUCAUUGAAGAGUUUGCAGAAUUAAUUAAAGAGAAGUUUCAUGACUGGGAGGAACUUCGUAAAGCUUUGGUUUUAAUGAAGGUCUGGGCACGCCAAAGAAGUUCAAUAUAUAGUUAUGAUUGCUUGAAUGGUUUCUUAAUGGCUGCCAUAAUGUCCUAUCUUGCUGCAAAUAGAGUUGGUGGAUUUUUUAACAAGUCGAUGAAUGCCAUGCAAAUUUUUCGUGUCACUCUGGGCUUCAUUGCCAGUUCAAAAUCAUGGGAGAAAGGCUUAGUUAUGCAUCACAAAGAGAACUGCAACAUUUCAAGAGAGGAGUUGAAGGAAAAAAAGCAAUGUUUGAAGUCAUUUCCAGUAGUCAUAUGUGAUAGUUCUGCAAACUUCAAUUUGGCAUUCCGUAUAUCAAAGAGCGGCUUUCUUGAGCUUCAAGCGGAGGCUGCUUUGACACUUGAGUGUAUUCAGAAAUGUCAUGACAAUGGAUUUGAAGAAGUUUUUUUGACUAAAUCUGACUUUGCUGCCAAAUAUGACUAUUGUGUGAGGUUGAACUUGAAGGGAAACAGUGGCGUGCAUGCAUCAGGUUAUUGUGUCGAUGAUGAAUGUUGGAGAUUGUAUGAGGAGAAGGUGCAUUCACUUUUAUGCCAGGGUUUGAAUGACAGAGCAAAGUUCAUUCGUGUCAUCUGGAGAAACUGGUCCAGCAAUUGUCGUAUUCAAGAUGGGUUCUCAUCCCUAGAUAAAGAACCAUUGCUUAUUGGUGUUGCUAUCAGUGACCUGGAAAAAGCUCUUAGAUUAGUUGAUAAAGGCCCUAACCCCGAGCAUAAACAGGAGGUUGCCAAAUUUCGGAAGUUUUGGGGAGAAAAGUCCGAGUUUCGGAGAUUUAGUGAUGGUACCAUUGGAGAAUGUGUUGUGUGGAAAUACAAGCAGUGGGAGAAGCAUCAAAUUGUAAAGAAAAUUGUUGAGCAUGUAUUAUCACGUCAUCUUUCUCUGUCGAUAGAAAAUGUAGUUGUUAGUGCAGAUCAGCUUGAUUUUUCUCUGUGUCAUGGUGGUGCAGAUCCUAUAUCAUAUACCGGAGGCUUACUUGAAGCCUAUGAAGCUUUAGCCAAGCACUUGCGCCUUUUGGAUGAUAUUCCCUUGAAGAUAUCUAGCGUUCAACCCUUAGAUUCAGCUUUCAGGUGCACUGCUGUUUUCCCUCCCGAGCCUCAUCCUCUGGCUGGAGAUAAAACCUUCAUAUCAAGAUCGGUAAAGGUUGCUGCAACCUGUGUACAACCAAUGGAAGUUUUGAUUCAGUUGGAGGGGUCAGGAAAUUGGCCAAUGGAUGAAUUGGCCACUGAAAAGACUAAAUCUGCUUUCCUUCUAAAGAUUGGAGAAAGUCUUCAAAAAAAGUGGGAUGUCAGCUGCAUUGCCACUGAAGAUGAUGUGGAUGUGUUGCUUUCUGGAUAUGCUUUCCGGCUAAAGAUUUUACACGAGAGGGGCCUGAGUUUGGUGAAAGGAGAGGGAAAUCAAGUCAAGCGCGUGUCUUCCAUAGACAAGAAACUUUUCAUUCGUAGUCAGCAUUCUAGCAUGAUCAAUGGUUUGCAGGGGCGGUGUCCCGUUUAUGGUCCAGUAGUCAGGCUUGCAAAACGAUGGGCAGCUUCACACCUCUUUUCUGCUUGCUUGGAAAGUGAGGCUAUUGAGCUCUUAGUAGCUCAUUUAUUUCUGAAUUUCAAACCAUUCUGUGCUCCUAACUCGAGGAUUACAGGUUUUUUGAGGUUCUUGAGAUUGUUGUCCGAGUAUGAUUGGAAAUUCUCUCCUUUGAUCGUUGAUAUAAAUGGUGACAUGACUGCUGAUAAUGUGACAGAGAUCAAUAAGAACUUUAUGUCAAGUAGAAAAGCUCAUGAAGGCAGUGUUAGUGAAGCAAUCCCUGCAAUAUUUUUAGGUACGACCUAUGAUAAGUGUUCUGAAGCUUGGACAUCUUCGUCACCAAAUCCCUUGGGGCUUAAAAGGUUGGUUGCUUAUGCUCGGAGCAGUGCUAAUCUGUUGACAAAACUCGUAGAGCAAGAUCAUUAUGAUUCACAUGGAUGGGAGUGUCUUUUCCGGACUCCUUUAAACAACUAUGAUGCUGUAGUUCUUCUACACAGAGACAAAUUAGCAUAUCCACAACGUCUCCUCUUUCCGUCUGAGGUUAAAGAAGGCAAAUAUGUGGCCCGUGGAAAUCCUAGCAAUUACUUCUCACCCAUUUUUAGGCCCAAGGAUGUGAAAGGAGGCUUGGAUGUUAUAAAAACAAAGAUAAUGGUGGAUUUUGACCCUCUACAAUGCUAUCUUAUGGAUAUACAGGGAGGGUUCCCGAAUUCGUUCAAUCUGUGGUACGAUUCUUUGGGUGGUGAUGCUAUUGGUAUAACAUGGAACAAAUCUGCAUCAAAGAAACGAGAUCGAGAUGAAGAUAGUAAAGAUGCUACAGACAUCUUGAAAGCCGUUGGUGAAGCUGGUAACGGUUUUGUGAGGAGUGUCCAUCUUCUCAAGGCUCCUAGGCUUUGUAACUAGGAAAGCUCUUAAUCUUUCAUGGCCCUAUCGAUCGUGAUAUUUAUUCAACAAUGGGAGUGUGAUAUACGAGAAAGGUUUAGAGCUACAUAAAUAUACCUAACCUUUAGGGUUAUAGCUUGCGAUUUUGUACCAUCUCGGAGAAUGUUAUACUAGCUAGUGUUUAGGUCAAUUGAAAAACAGUAUAAUUUUGUGCCAACAGCAUUAUAGGCUUGUAGCAGCAACUACCACUUGCACAGUUGUAUUUGCUAUUCAGGUAAAUGCCAAUUUUGUUCUAAUUUUCAUUGA
Messenger RNA from Spinacia oleracea (spinach), 3566 nucleotides. RefSeq lists its product as uncharacterized. The transcript has 26 exons. Gene Ontology annotation, biological process: rRNA processing; tRNA export from nucleus. The record is from RefSeq and is a predicted model, not a curated record. The coding region runs from base 135 to 3281 and encodes 1048 amino acids. NCBI's taxonomy places the organism in Eukaryota, Viridiplantae, Streptophyta, Magnoliopsida, Caryophyllales, Amaranthaceae. Gene Ontology annotation, cellular component: UTP-C complex; CURI complex; small-subunit processome.